Paramuricea clavata is the source of this 1490-nucleotide messenger RNA. The record is from the annotation of a GenBank genome assembly. Lineage: Eukaryota; Metazoa; Cnidaria; Anthozoa; Malacalcyonacea; Plexauridae.
AUGUCAAAUCGUAAACUCAAGAGUAUAAAUAUGCGAUUAUUUAAAGAAGACCUACGUUUGUCUGACUUAUGUCAGCAACCUCCUGAGGAACUUGAUGACCUAACUCAUAGUUAUAAUACCACACUAAAGAGAAUGCUUGACAGACAUGCACCCGUUCAAGUUAGAUCUGUAGUUGUUAGACCUCGGGUUCCUUGGUUUACUAAUGGCAUUCGUGAAGCAAAAAGGGAACGGCGCAAAACUGAACGAAGAUGGAGAACUACAAAUCUUGAUGUGGAUUUUCAGCGAUUUAAGAGGGCAAAGAAUCGGGCGACCUAUUUGAUGAACAGAGCAAGAAGUGAAUUCUAUAGUAACUUAAUUAGUGAGAACUCUGGUAAUCAAAGGAAAUUAUUUUCGAUUACGAGGAAACUUUUCAAUCAGAGUAACGAGAUGGUUUUUCCACCUAACUGUAAUAUGGAAAGCUUUGUUGACGAUAUGGGAACAUUCUUUAUAAGGAAGAUUACAAACCUACGUGCGGAAUUAGCUUGUGUAGAUGAUUGUACCUAUAGCAAUCUUGGUGACCCAUGUGUAUCAUCAUUUGAGAAAUUUGAACCUUUGGAGAUGGAAGCUGUCAAGCACCUUGUUUUAGAGUCGAACACAAAAUCUUGCUCCUUGGAUCCUAUCCCGACUAGCAUGGUAAAGGAAUGUUUGGAUGAGUUGCUACCAGUACUAACAUCUAUUAUUAAUAACUGUUUGUCAUCAGGAUUAUUUCCUAAUGAAUGGAAAGAGGCUUUAAUAAUUCCGUUACUGAAGUUUGGCCUGGAUUUAGCUUUCGAAAAUUUUAGGCCUAUUAGUAAUUUACAAUUAGUGUUAAAGUUGACCGAAAAAGCUGUUUUCAACCAAACACAUUCUUAUCUAGUUUCAAAUGAUUUGUUUCCUCUUUGUCAAUCCAGUUAUCGGAAAUAUCACAGUACAGAGACGGCGCUACUAAAAGUAAAGAAUGAUAUUUUAAUGAAUAUGAACAACCAAGAGGUUACAUUACUUGUUUUAUUGGAUCUCAGUGCUGCCUUUGACACGGUCGACCACAGUAUUCUUCUUAAGCGACUACAGGAGGACUUUGGAAUCUCUGGAACAGUACUUUCUUGGUUUUCUUCCUAUCUUUCAGGCAGGUCUCAAAAAGUUGUAAUUGAUGGUGUCUGCUCUAAAAAAUUUGAUCUGAGUUUUGGUGUCCCACAGGGAUCAUGUUUGGGACCACUGCUUUUCAUCCUAUAUACAAGUAAGUUGUUCAAAAUUAUCGAAUCUCAUUUACCUAACGCGCAUUGUUUUGCUGACGAUACCCAACUGUACUUAUCCUUUAAACCUGGAACUAUGUUGGAUGAAGCCAAUGCUGUUCGAGCAAUGGAAGCUUGUAUUGCUGAGGUACAUCAGUGGAUGCUCUCUCAAAAACUUAAGCUUAAUCCUGAGAAAACCGAGUUUAUGAUCAUUGGCACAAGGCAACAGCUGGAAAAGGUUAA